Messenger RNA from Daphnia magna, 1929 nucleotides. RefSeq lists its product as uncharacterized. NCBI's taxonomy places the organism in Eukaryota, Metazoa, Arthropoda, Branchiopoda, Diplostraca, Daphniidae. The annotation marks the transcript as partial. The transcript has 3 exons. The record is from RefSeq and is a predicted model, not a curated record.
ACAAUAAAUACCAAUCCGGAUGUUAUAGAAAAUUUUCCCGAAGUAACAUUGCAGGAUAUUCAAGAAGUCCGAUUAGAACAACGAAGAGCAAUUACAACCACAAUCAACUCACCCAUAUUUGGCGGUAUCUUGAAAGCAAAUCACGGCAGUGGAAACAUCAUCUGGGACAUGAUCGCCUGGGGAUUGUUGAAAAAUGGACAAUAUGCAAACGGGAAAUGUGUCACACAUCAUGGGCUUGAAAAACAACUAACCAUGGAAGAUUGUGACGCAGAUUGGACAAAAUGUCAAGAAGAACUAAAAACAUUUAUCACAAGUAACGAUCCCCUGGUUCAAUCACAAGUAUCCGUAGGAAACUGCAGUAAAGCAACUAACAAAGGCCAAGCUUUCGAGUAUACGUCUGAUUUCACCAUCAGACCGUUCAACACUAAUGCUUGCGUCAAGGCAAACACAACGAUGCUUAUUCUACAGGAAUGCGCCAACACCAGUUCAAUUUGGGGCACUUUCGAACACACAGGACAGCUCAUGGCAACAGACAGAACUGGCCUACAUUCACCGGCGUCAGACAGAAAAUGUCUCACACUAAAAGUAGGACGUCUGAGUUUAGGACAUUGCCACGGUUCAAGUAGAAAACAACAGUUUAACUUCGAAUAUCGAAACCCGCACCAAAUACGGACGCUUUCAGCAGCAGCCAUUAUAGCGCUUCACACUCAACAAUCAAACGAAACAGAAAGCGGUCAACCCCAAAAUAUAGAAGAAUUCGGCGACAAAAUUAAAUUCGAUAUUUCAAAAAUGCAUGAGCAAUAUAAAAUAAGUAUAGAAACAGAACACGAAAACAAACUUGCAAAAGAAAUUCGCGACGUAUAUUGUCAACUAUCAACGAUAAAGAAAACUCAAGCGGUGAUUUUAGCUCAAAGUAACGGAAUUCUUGCUGCUUCAGCGCUCGGAUUACCCAUCUGUACGAGACUGCAAGGCUUCGGACAAGCGAUGACGCUCCAACAAUGUGAAACCAAACGGAUUUUCAUCUCCGCAAAAGAAUCCAAAUGUGGAUUUCAACCAUUCUUUACCUAUGAAGAUAAAAACUGCACAAUUGGAGUAGAUGGAUGGUCCAUACAUCCAUAUUCCGAUUGCUUUUGGAAAACUCAUUUGGUAAAUUUAAAUGGAUUCCAUCACACCUGGGAACACAAUUCAACAGAUGGAGAAUGGGUAAAACAAAAAGCAAGCAUUCACAUGCCGAACUUAGACCUUAUCACAGAGUCCGAAGAGUUGCACCUGAAUGAUUUCGACUACAGUCUGAAGAGCCAUCCAGCGCAUGAAACAAUGGAAAUGGAACAAUUAAAUAUCCUAAACGAUCUAGUAGGCCUAAUGCAGGAAUCAAAUUCAAAAUCAAUUUCUGACAUAGUGAUGUCAGAAAAACAGGAUAAUCAGAUAGGAACCAUGUUCUCAUGGUUCAACACAUUAAAAAUUCUUAUCCUAUCUAUCAUAGGAUUUAUUGUAUUCAUCAUAUCCCUACGCAUAUUGAUCAUCUGUGACCCUUUUACAAGAAUCAUGGAAAAAAUCCGACAAGCUAGAAGAUUAAGACGAUAUGGAAUAAAUACGGAAGAAGCGCACGAAUUAACUUCAAUGAUCCCAAAUUCAAGCACUCCACCACCGGAAGAAAUAAUAGAGCAACCCCAUUCACUCGAGAGGGAGAAUGAUUUACAUAAGGGUGGCAGCGAAUUUUCGAACUCAACCACAAUGAUUGAUGAUGUUAUUACUGGCAGCCAUAAACUUUUGCGUUCCCCUAUAAACAAACCUAUUGUCCCCAAAACCACUGCUAUCCCAGAUAAAUUUCAAGGAGGUAAAGCGUCAGAGGAAACAAUUGAGGCUGUAAAAAAAUCUGCGUCUAAUACUCCUGCAGCUAGUCAUUUCAGUCUCAUAGAAGAAAUGUAG